UUAUAUGGAUCCAGAAGUUUCUCCUCUGCAGCAAAAGAGAUGACAGUGCGAGAUGCUCUAAAUUCUGGACUCGAUGAGGAAAUGUCCAAAGAUCCUAAAGUGUUUAUAAUGGGUGAAGAGGUUGGUGAAUAUCAAGGGGCAUACAAGAUUACGAAAGGGCUCUUGGAAAAGUAUGGUCCUGAUAGAGUUCGUGAUACACCUAUCACAGAGGCUGGCUUCGCUGGUAUUGGAGUUGGUGCUGCUUACUAUGGUUUGAGGCCUGUUGUCGAAUUUAUGACCUUUAACUUCUCCAUGCAGGCAAUUGACCAUAUUAUUAAUUCUGCCGCAAAGUCAAAUCAUAUGUCUUCUGGCCAGAUAUCUGUACCUAUCGUUUUCAGGGGGCCUAACGGUGCUGCUGCUGGAGUUGGUGCUCAGCAUUCCCAGUGCUAUGCAUCAUGGUAUGCCUCAUGUCCUGGUUUAAAGGUGCUUAGUCCGUAUUCAUCAGAAGAUGCUCGGGGCCUGCUAAAAGCUGCUAUUAGGGACCCUGAUCCUGUUGUCUUCCUUGAAAAUGAAUUGCUAUAUGGUGAGUCAUUUCCUGUCUCACCUGAAGUUCUUGAUUCCAGUUUCUGCCUCCCUAUAGGGAAAGCUCAGAUAGAGCGAGAAGGGAAGGAUGUAACAAUUACUGCUUUUUCAAAGAUGGUUGGUCAUGCUUUGAAGGCAGCUGAGAUGCUUGCAAAGGAAGGAAUAAGUGCUGAGGUUAUAAAUCUGCGGUCAAUUCGUCCUCUUGAUAGAGCCACAAUCAAUGCUUCUGUUAGGAAAACUAACAGACUGGUAACAGUUGAGGAGGGAUUUCCUCAACAUGGUGUUGGCGCUGAUAUUUGUACAUCUGUUGUCGAGGAGAGUUUUCAGUAUCUUGAUGCACCAGUUGAGAGGAUUGCUGGAGCUGAUGUUCCCAUGCCUUAUGCUGCAAAUCUUGAGAGAAUGGCUGUUCCUCAGGUUGAGGAUAUUGUGGGUGCGGCAAAAAGAACCUGUUACAGAUCCGUACGAGCGUGACUUUUGUUUCUCCAAAACAUUUCGAUGCUGAGGAGCUCAAACACACCCGCUAAUUGGUUGCUGGUUUACCCUCGAUUAACAUUUUCAAUUAAACAAGGUUUGUAGCUCAUUUUUUUUCAUCACAC
This is a messenger RNA of Pistacia vera, 1157 nucleotides long. Its product is annotated as pyruvate dehydrogenase E1 component subunit beta-1, mitochondrial. The record is from RefSeq and is a predicted model, not a curated record. Lineage: Eukaryota; Viridiplantae; Streptophyta; Magnoliopsida; Sapindales; Anacardiaceae. The transcript is spliced from 13 exons. Gene Ontology annotation, molecular function: pyruvate dehydrogenase (acetyl-transferring) activity. Bases 40 to 1032 code for a protein of 330 amino acids. Gene Ontology annotation, biological process: pyruvate decarboxylation to acetyl-CoA.